Messenger RNA from Gopherus flavomarginatus (Mexican gopher tortoise), 1123 nucleotides. RefSeq names its product ornithine decarboxylase antizyme 3 (gene OAZ3). NCBI's taxonomy places the organism in Eukaryota, Metazoa, Chordata, Testudines, Testudinidae. The record is from RefSeq and is a predicted model, not a curated record. Gene Ontology annotation, molecular function: ornithine decarboxylase inhibitor activity. Gene Ontology annotation, cellular component: cytoplasm; nucleus. Gene Ontology annotation, biological process: positive regulation of protein catabolic process.
AACCAUCGUUUACAUCAAUAUGGACCCUGCAGUUUGGGGGAUUAAGAGGGAAUGUGAUGGAAGCCAGAGACUGAGGGACCCUGCCCCCCAACUACAGCUCUGUCCCCCUUAGAUCAGGGUAUUAGAAGGCCAGCCACACACUGGCAACAUCUCACACUUAUGCCCAGGAGAGGAAUAACCUAGGUGUGGCCCUGGGGUGUGUGGCCUGGCUGGGCAUGUCACAAUGAUGCCCUCCCCAUGGGGGAAUGUCACAAUGGCUGGGUCAUAAAGCACCUGGCUACUUGACCUGGGGCCCUGGGGCUCAGGGCUCACUUUGCCACGGGUAGGCAUUGCCUGAAGAAACGUCGCUGCUCCGGGACCACACCUAUCUGUUUUCCCUUUCUUAUACUGAGAGAGGGAGGAAACGGAACUACUUAUACCCCAUCCGCUCCCCCUUUGCGUAUUACUAUUACUGCUAUCGCUAUCGCCUCAUCUACAGGAGAAGGAUGAUGCCUUCCCACGGGAGUAUCACCAUGACUGAGCGCGAGAGCCUGACCCUCAGACCUCGCUACUGCCUCCAAUGUUCCGAGUCCUUGGGAGGCGGCCCGGCCGGCAGAGGGGCUAACCAGGGUGAGCUGAAAGAGUUGUACAAGGCUGGGAACCUGACAGUGUUUGCUGGCGACCUUCUGCUCCCCGGUCUCCCUGUCCAGCUGGACUUCCAUUUCCAACUCGGUCCCCGCGGCUCCACUCACUGGCACGGACUCCUGGCCGACGGCAAGCUUUUCCUGGACACGCCCCGCGGCGUCCUGGAUCAAAACAACCGCGAAAGCCUGACUGCGACGCUGGAAUACGUGGAGGAACAGACCGCCCUGAACCUCGUGUUUGUGAACUUCCAGCCGGCUCGCAGCGAUCGCAGAGACCUGUUGCGAGCAUUCAGCUACUUGGGCUUUGAGGUUGUCAGACCAGAUCAUCCCGCGCUGCCACCCUGGCAGGAUGUUAUCUUCAUGGUUUACCAGCUGGAGCGAGACUGCUGUCCGGAGCUGGAAUGAGAGUUCCUGAAGCUGGGCAUUCUGCAAAGACAGGAUGGGAUGGGUGGGGGGAUGGCUUAGCUCCCACUUAACUUGGGCCUGGAAGUGGCAGGAUC